Molecule: messenger RNA, 5127 nt
Organism: Gymnogyps californianus (California condor)
Lineage: Eukaryota; Metazoa; Chordata; Aves; Accipitriformes; Cathartidae
Gene: CADPS
Product: calcium dependent secretion activator
Exons: 33
Coding region: 1-3987 (1328 amino acids)
Biological process (GO): positive regulation of exocytosis; synaptic vesicle exocytosis; dense core granule exocytosis
Cellular component (GO): glutamatergic synapse
Source: RefSeq, a predicted model, not a curated record
AUGCUGGACCCGUCGUCCAGCGAGGAGGAGUCGGAGGAGCUGGUGGAGGAGGAGAGCGGGAAGGAGCCGCUGGCGCCUGCCGCGGCGCGGCUCUCGCCCAGCCGCCCCGGCGAGGGCCCGGGAGGCGGUGGCGGUGCCGGCGCUGGCGGCGGCGGGGGACUGCAGCCGGGCGGGCGCGGCGGGGGCGCGGCGCGGCCCUCCAGUCCCAGCCCCUCGGUGGCCAGCGAGAAGGAGAAGGAUGAGCUGGAGCGGCUGCAGCGGGAGGAGGAGGAGAGGAAGAGGAAGCUGCAGCUCUACGUCUUCGUCAUGCGCUGCAUCGCCUACCCCUUCAACGCCAAGCAGCCCACCGACAUGGCCCGCCGGCAGCAGAAGAUAAGUAAGCAGCAGCUCCAGACAAUCAAAGAUCGUUUCCAGGCCUUUCUCAAUGGAGAAACCCAGAUUGUGGCAGAUGAAGCAUUUAUAAACGCUGUCCAGAGCUACUAUGAGGUAUUCCUGAAAAGCGACCGUGUUGCUAGGAUGGUGCAGAGCGGAGGGUGCUCAGCGAAUGACUCCCGGGAGGUCUUCAAGAAGCACAUUGAGAAGAGAGUGCGCAGCCUCCCAGAAAUUGAUGGCCUCAGCAAGGAGACGGUCCUGAGCUCUUGGAUGGCAAAGUUUGAUGCUAUUUAUCGUGGGGAAGAGGAUCCCCGCAAGCAGCAGGCCAGGAUGACGGCAAGCGCUGCCUCAGAGCUCAUUCUCAGCAAGGAGCAGCUCUAUGAGAUGUUCCAGAACAUUUUGGGGAUCAAGAAAUUUGAGCAUCAGCUUCUGUACAACGCAUGUCAGCUGGACAACCCAGAUGAGCAAGCAGCACAGAUCAGACGUGAGUUAGAUGGACGUCUUCAAAUGGCAGAGCAAAUUGCCAAGGAGCGCAAGUUUCCGAAGUUUGUGUCCAAAGAAAUGGAAAACAUGUACAUUGAGGAGCUGAAGUCGUCUGUCAAUCUCCUGAUGGCAAACUUAGAGAGCAUGCCUGUGUCUAAAGGAGGCUCCGAGUUCAAGCUGCAGAAGCUGAAACGUAGUCACAACACCUCAAUAAUUGACAUGGGAGAAGAAAAUGAGAACCAGCUUUCCAAGUCAGAUGUCGUGUUGUCGUUCUCCCUGGAGGUUGUCAUCAUGGAGGUGCAGGGUCUGAAGUCGCUGGCCCCCAACCGUAUUGUGUACUGCACCAUGGAAGUCGAAGGUGGGGAGAAACUGCAGACUGACCAGGCUGAAGCCUCAAAGCCAACCUGGGGCACCCAAGGAGACUUCACGACAACACACGCGCUUCCUGCAGUGAAGGUGAAGCUGUUCACGGAGAGCACGGGAGUGCUGGCUCUGGAGGACAAAGAGCUUGGGAGGGUUGUUCUCCACCCUACUCCCAAUAGCCCAAAGCAAUCAGAGUGGCACAAAAUGACUGUUUCCAAAAACUGCCCGGAUCAAGACCUGAAGAUCAAGCUUGCCGUGCGAAUGGAUAAGCCUCAAAACAUGAAGCACUCUGGGUAUUUAUGGGCCAUUGGUAAAAAUGUUUGGAAGAGAUGGAAGAAACGAUUCUUUGUCCUGGUCCAGGUUAGUCAAUAUACAUUUGCUAUGUGCAGCUACCGGGAGAAAAAAGCUGAACCUCAAGAGCUGCUGCAGCUCGACGGAUACACUGUGGACUACACCGACCCGCAGCCAGGUUUGGAGGGCGGCAGAGCAUUCUUCAACGCUGUGAAGGAAGGAGACACGGUGAUUUUUGCAAGUGACGAUGAACAGGACCGUAUCCUGUGGGUCCAAGCCAUGUACCGAGCCACCGGCCAGUCUCACAAACCUGUGCCGCCUACCCAAGUGCAAAAGCUUAAUGCUAAAGGAGGAAAUCUGCACGCGGCCGAGCGUGCGGCAGGUCGCGAUGCAGAUAGAGCUCAAAAGCAUGGCAUGGAUGAAUUUAUCUCUUCCAAUCCCUGUAACUUUGACCACGCUUCACUCUUUGAGAUGGUUCAGCGCCUCACUUUGGACCACAGACUUAAUGAUUCCUAUUCUUGUCUGGGCUGGUUUAGUCCUGGCCAGGUCUUUGUGCUAGAUGAGUAUUGUGCACGUAAUGGAGUGAGAGGCUGUCACAGACAUCUCUGCUACCUCAGAGAUUUGCUAGAGCGCGCAGAAAACGGAGCUAUGAUUGACCCCACCUUACUUCACUACAGCUUUGCCUUUUGUGCAUCACAUGUUCAUGGCAACAGGCCUGACGGGAUAGGAACUGUGACCGUAGACGAGAAAGAGCGUUUCGAAGAGAUCAAGGAGCGGCUUCGUUUGCUUCUGGAGAAUCAGAUCACACAUUUUAGGUACUGCUUUCCAUUUGGCCGUCCAGAAGGUGCAUUAAAAGCCACUCUAUCGCUGCUGGAAAGGGUUCUGAUGAAAGACAUAGUUACUCCGGUCCCUCAAGAGGAGGUAAAAACAGUCAUCCGUAAAUGCUUGGAGCAAGCAGCUCUAGUCAAUUAUACUCGACUAUCAGAGUAUGCCAAAAUUGAAGGUCCUGUUUCUUGUACUACAGAGAAUGUAGGCCGGUUAGUCACACCAGCUAAAAAGUUAGAAGAUACAAUACGUCUGGCAGAAUUGGUAAUUGAAGUCCUACAGCAAAACGAAGAACACCAUGCGGAGGGGAAAGAGGCCUUUGCUUGGUGGUCAGACUUAAUGGUUGAGCACGCGGAGACCUUCCUGUCACUGUUUGCAGUGGAUAUGGAUGCUGCGUUAGAGGUGCAACCCCCAGACACCUGGGACAGCUUUCCGCUCUUUCAGCUUCUAAACGAUUCCCUCCGUAGUGACUAUAAUUUGUGCAAUGGAAAAUUCCACAAACACCUCCAAGACCUGUUUGCUCCACUUGUUGUUAGAUAUGUCGAUCUGAUGGAGUCCUCAAUUGCACAGUCAAUUCACAGGGGCUUUGAGCGGGAGUCAUGGGAGCCAGUAAAUAAUCUGCCCAAUGUGAAUCUACCAAAUGUGAAUCUCCCUAAAGUACCAAAUCUACCAGUUAACAUCCCACUAGGCAUCCCACAAAUGCCUAGCUUUUCUGCACCGUCAUGGAUGGCUGCUAUUUAUGAUUCUGACAACGGAUCAGGCACCUCGGAAGAUCUGUUCUGGAAACUUGAUGCCCUACAGACCUUCAUUCGGGAUUUGCACUGGCCUGAGGAGGAGUUUGGAAAACACUUAGAGCAACGCUUGAAGCUUAUGGCGAGUGACAUGAUCGAGUCCUGCGUGAAGAGAACCAGGAUUGCAUUUGAAGUAAAGCUGCAGAAAACCAGCCGAUCAACAGAUUUCCGAGUCCCUCAAUCAAUAUGCACCAUGUUUAACGUCAUGGUGGAUGCCAAAGCUCAGUCAACAAAGCUUUGCAGUAUGGAAAUGGGCCAAGAGUUUGCUAAAGAGUGGCACCAGUACCAUUCAAAAAUAGAUGAACUAAUUGAGGAAACCGUCAAAGAAAUGAUAACACUCCUAGUGGCAAAGUUUGUCACCAUUUUGGAAGGAGUCUUGGCCAAACUGUCUAGAUACGAUGAAGGAACUUUGUUUUCUUCUUUCCUGUCCUUUACUGUGAAGGCUGCUUCCAAAUACGUGGAUGUACCCAAGCCGGGGAUGGAUGUUGCUGAUGCCUAUGUGACAUUUGUCCGCCACUCUCAGGAUGUCCUGCGUGAUAAGGUCAAUGAGGAGAUGUAUAUAGAAAGGUUAUUUGAUCAAUGGUACACCAGCUCGAUGAAUGUUGUCUGCACCUGGCUGACAGACCGCAUGGACCUGCAGCUUCACAUUUACCAACUGAAAACUCUCAUUAGGAUAGUAAAGAAAACGUACCGGGAUUUCCGAUUGCAAGGCGUGCUGGACUCCACUUUAAACAGCAAAACCUACGAGACCAUCCGGAACCGGCUGACAGUAGAGGAGGCCACGGCGUCGGUCAGCGAAGGCGGAGGGCUCCAGGGGAUCACCAUGAAGGACAGCGAUGAGGAAGAUGAAGAGGACGACUAGGGAAGCUGGCCCGGAGGACCGGCUGGGGGUCGCCUGGUAUCCGUGCAUGUACCUCGUCUGUAACUCAGUUAGCCACAUUAGGAAUUUUUAUGUCAGCUCUAAAUGCCCAUGAGAAGUUUACCAAUACAAAUGCCAUGUUAGCUGUGUGGUAAUAAGAUUAGCACCUCUCUUUGAUUCAUCGGUUUCCUAAUUUCAUAUCUAUAUGUUCAUAAGCAAUAUGGAGCACCAUUGUUUAAUACUGUUAAUGGAAAAACUACAUAGAAAACAUGCUAGGUGUGUCCCUGUUAUAAUUAAAGUUUAAACAAUGCUUCAUUAAUGUACUGUAUAUACAUUGAUGGUAAAUUGUUGUGAAGAUGAGUGAAUCGAGUCCUUUCAUUUCUUUGUUUCUCUUCUGUGGAUGCCAACUGCUUAAAAUUAAUAAAAAAACAGCUUUGUUUUUAAAAGAAGAACGAGGCAAUUACAAAUGAUUUUUUUGUUCUCUCUGUUCAUUUGAAAACCAGAAAACAAACAAACCCAGACAGCCGUUUGAAUCAUUCUGCAUCUUUGUUAAUGUACCAGGUUCUUCCCUUCAAUAUGCAGUUAACUCCAUAGAGGCUACAUCCCAAAGGAUUAGUCAUUCUAAUUGCCACACCAGAUUAAUCCUAUCAUUUUGGAUAUAUCAUGCCACAUUACAAGUCCAAAGCAGUUGUUUUAUGUUGACGUUUGCUCCUCUAAAUGUUACAUUUUUGUUUAAAUUUCAAAUAACCGUGUAUGUACAAAGACAACUUUAUUUACAAUCUUAGACUAUACAAAUGUGUUUAUAAUAAUAUAUUGAAUAUUUAUUUCAGUAGAUUGUAACCAUAAUUUACAAUUCCUCUGUUUCACAAUGGUUUUUAUAUAUGUCAUGUACAUUGCAUUUUGACCAGUAACUGCAUGUCCAUCAGUCCCCCCUCCAGAGCUUUUACUUUCUGUGUAAAAUAGUGAUCCAUCUUGCUUUUUUUGCCUUAUACAAGCCGACAGUUGUAAAAGUGUGAGAACUGUGGCUUCUCAAUAAAUAACUAUUCAGAUGUCCUAAGAAUAAAUUAUGGAGUCUUUUUAUGUCUGCCUUAGAAAAAAAAAAAAUUACAAGCUGAGAUGUAAGAGCCCCCACCUCUCAGAAUA